This is a messenger RNA of Limanda limanda (common dab), 3948 nucleotides long. RefSeq names its product antizyme inhibitor 1-like. Gene Ontology annotation, biological process: negative regulation of protein catabolic process; positive regulation of polyamine transmembrane transport. Bases 403 to 1752 code for a protein of 449 amino acids. The record is from RefSeq and is a predicted model, not a curated record. Gene Ontology annotation, molecular function: ornithine decarboxylase activity; ornithine decarboxylase activator activity. Lineage: Eukaryota; Metazoa; Chordata; Actinopteri; Pleuronectiformes; Pleuronectidae. Gene Ontology annotation, cellular component: cytoplasm. The transcript is spliced from 12 exons.
ACAAAUGGUCCAUAGCCGCUCGCAUCUAGACAACAUCGAACAACAAUAACUCGAGCUAAUCCUCCUCGUCUAUGGCCGUUUUACUUUUCUCACCUAGCAAACCCACCACUCUUUAAAAAUUCCGCCCAAAAAGAAAAAGCGCUCUGUCCCCUCUUUUGGGUUUUCAGCAGACGUGUACAACAACCAUCCAGAGGAUUUAGGGGCAGCUCUAUACCGGGAGCCGUUUGACUUCAACGCCGAGCCACCUUGGGAUCCUAGCUGAUAGUGGACGAGUUCAACCCAGGACUCAUCCAUUUUGUUGUAAAAGUCUAGGACCCCAGGGGCUCAGGAUCGAGCGAGCAAGACAACUCAGAUUAGCCACAUUCUUUAUGCCUGUCGGAUUAGAGGAAAACGGUUGAGAGGAUGAAAGGUAUUGCUGAUGAACCACAGUAUUCUGUUGGCCUGCUGGAGGCAGGCACAGCGCUCUGCGACGUGAUUGACAACCACAUUUAUGAACAAACUCUGUCGGAGAGGAAUGCAUUUUUUGUAGCAGACCUGGGAGUCGUACUGAGGCAGCAUGUUCGCUGGCGAACGCACAUGGGCCAAAUUCGGCCCUACUACACUGUCAGAUGCAACAGCAGUCCAGCUGUUAUUGAAGUUCUUGCUGCUCUUGGCACUGGAUUUAUAUGCACCAACAAGUCUGAACUGGAGCUGGUGCAGAGCUAUGGUAUUCCCUCUGAAGACAUAAUCUACAGUGGUGUCUGCAAACAGGUCUCCCAGAUUAAAUAUGCUGCUAAGAAUGGCAUUGACCUUCUGGUGUGUGAUAAUGAAGCAGAGCUACGCAAGAUUUCACGCUGCCACCCCAAUGCCAAGCUGCUGCUGCAGGUGGCCACAGAGGCAUCGGACGAUGAGAUAAGCAUGACAUUUGGCUGUUCCCUUAAGGAGUGCAGACAUCUGCUGGAGAGAGCUAAGGAACUGGGUGUACAGGUCGUUGGGGUCAGGUCCCACAUUUCCGUCUCCUGUGAAGAUGACCAGGUGUAUAUCCAUGCCAUCUCAGAUGCCCGCUGUGUCUUUGAUAUGGGAGAGGAAAUGGGCUUCAACAUGAAAAUCCUGGACAUUGGAGGCGGCUUCAGUGCCUCUGACACUCCGCUGGAGCUGAUCAAUAGGGCAGUCAUGUCUAUGGUGGACCUAUACUUCCCUCUGUCUACUGGAGUCUCCAUCAUUGCUGAGCCUGGCAGCUUCUUUGUGUCCUCUGCUUUCACCUUGGCUGUUAACAUCAUUUCAAAGGAGGUGGUGGCUCGAGAUCACCAGAAACAGGCACAUGAUGAACUUUAUCCAAACGAUGAGCCAGAGUUCCAGUACUACAUGAACGAGGGAGUGUAUGGGUCAUUUGCCAGCAAACUCUCUGAAACAGGGAUCGCUGCACCAUCUGUUCACAGGAACACCUCCCUUGAUGCUCCAGUAUUCAGCAGCAGCCUGUGGGGUCCCUCUGGGGAUGACCUGGAUCAGGUAGUGGAGCACUGUAUGUUACCUGAGCUCAACAUCGGAGACUGGCUCGUAUUCACCCAUGCUGGGGCCUACAGUCUGGGCCAGCCACUCAGCACCAGCACUGACUCACCUCCACCCCCUGUAUACUAUGUAAUCUCCUCCAGAGACUGGUUUGAAAUGCUGGACACUGGUGGCGCCCAGGAGGCUACACUGAAGAACUUCUCAUUGGUCCCUUAUUUCCUCAACACCUGCCAAACAGAGGCUGCACUCUCUGUCCCAGCUUAGCAAUCAUCAGGGGUCUCAUUUAUAAAAGAGUGCGUAGGAUUCAUACUGAAAGAGUAUGUACGUACAAAAGCCAGAAAUGGCGUACGCCAAAGAUAAUUCCGAUUUAUAAAACCAUGCGCACGCUCACCUGAACGCAAUGUUCGCUUUAUAAAUCACAGUCCACCUGGAAACGUUCGUACGUGGAUCUGCCUCCAAAUCCGCCCUCCACACGCCCACUUUCCACCAUAAAUGGUCAAUGCAAAGCACGGCGUGAAUAUUAAAUUAUGCUGCUGACCAAUGGGUUUCCACCGUAAGUCCUGCCGGAGUCACCGCAUCAAGCGAUGUGAAGAGGAAGUGAAACUUUCUGACACUGACAUCGAGGUGUUUGUUAGUGAGGUGGAGGUGAAGAGUGACUUUAUGGGACAGCAGUGAUGUCACUAAUUAAGAAAAUACACUGAUACUCUGCCGCUGCUGUGGAUAACACACUUUGUGAGAUCAGAGAUCGCUGAACCCUCGCUUCCUCCUCGCUUCCUCCUCGUCCUUCCAUUCGCAUGCACACAUCGAGCAGAACCCCGCACCGGUGUCACGGCAGUAUUUAUUUAUUUAGAGCAUCGGACCGAUUCCCUCACGUCAGUGGAUCCUCACCUCCUCUGGGAUAUUAUUUGGAAAGUUUCCUCAUUUCUUGUAAGUGAUCUCCAGUGUGCUCUGUGCACCUGAUGGCACCGUCCCGUUCACUGCAGUGAUCUGAUGAUACACGCACAGUGUUAGAAGAUAUAAUUAACCUAUUAAUGACUCGGCUCCGUAACCCGGCUGUUAAAUCGAAUCUGAACUUAAUUUGCUUUAAGUUGUUUUAUAUUUUAUAAAUUAAAAGGCUUGUGUGGAGCAGAUAGGUCACGCGAGCAAAACUAAGCUGCUGGUUUCAAUGUAAAUUAUGAAUUGAUCAAUAAUCUGCUGCAGUUCACCACCUCACGUCUGUGUCGCCGUUUUCCCAUCUCCAAAACGGUCGUAAGCAUGGGUCUAUGUUUGCGUAGAAAUACGCACAUUUUCCCGUCAAGUUUGUUUUUAUAAAUCCCAACGUUGGCGUGAGAGGUGGCGUGCGCACGUUUCAGGCCUGUUUUGUGCGUACGCAACGGUUAUAAAUGAGACCCCAGGACAGGAGGGCUUUUACUUUACUGUGUUCUGCUGCUAGCUUCGUCUCCUCAACAUUCCACUGGGCUGAAGUAAAUUAACAGUGCAGAUAGUGCUUGAACUUGCUGGGACCAGAUAUAAUUGAUCUCACAAAGCCUAAUGUACAGUGUAACUUGUGUUUAGACCUGGACACUCCAAGGUGUUAAUUAGUAUCCAAUAAGACAGAUUCAAUCUUCCCUUGGCUUUGGGUAUCCCAUGGCAGUGCAGUUUACACUCAUACAGUAGACAUGAAAUUAUUUUAAAUAAUAUUUGACAAAUGUAUUAUCUGUAUCACUGCUGUUGCUGCUGCCAGUCUUGUAAAGUAAGAUAUAUAUAUAUAUAUAUAUAUUCCAGAGUGAAGCAGUGUAUUUAAAUAUAACACAGUUCUGAGACCUUGUGGGCUUAGCCGCAAGAUGUAUUUUAAUGAUUUUAAUUGGUUGUAUAGUUUUAUUUUGUGUGAUAAAAGCUUCAUACCAGUCAUUUAAAAUGUGUCGUCCUUAUCGCUGUUUUAAACUGAAGGCUUGCAGCACUAUGUUGCUGCCUAUGUGAAAGUGCAUUUAUUCAUCAGUUUGAUGAAGCCGGUGUGAUCAAUGUGCAGUCACCUGCCCCUGGUUAACCUUAGUCUGCCCUUACGUUUGUUGGGAAGCUAGUGGCUGGGUGUUCACCAGUAAACUGGUGUGGUGUGAGUGAAGGACCAGUUGGUGACUGCUUUACCACAAAGUAGCAGCAGAUUUUUGAUCGACAGCACGUGUUGCAGAUGGAACAGAGCAAGUGUUGAUGAGUAGCAAAUCAGCUGACAUGGAAAAGGUUGGUUUUUUUUGUUUUUUAAAGAAAUCAAAACUGAAACUGUUAAAACCCAUCAUAUUUUACAAUUUCUAUUUAAGUUUAAGAAAAAAAUUUCAAGUAAAGACAUGUUUGGAUUCUGCAAAGUCUGCAUCACAUAUCUGUGAAGUUGUCUUCCAAUCUGUGUAAGGCAUGACAUUACCUGUAUAUAUACACUUGUACCUGUGCUUGUCAACCUGAACAAUAAUAAACACCUCACUGACUGGA